Molecule: messenger RNA, 453 nt
Organism: Hordeum vulgare subsp. vulgare (domesticated barley)
Lineage: Eukaryota; Viridiplantae; Streptophyta; Magnoliopsida; Poales; Poaceae
Exons: 2
Coding region: 59-382 (107 amino acids)
Source: RefSeq, a predicted model, not a curated record
CAUCAUCCACUGCGGACAACUCAGACACGUAUUCGUGCUACACCAACUGUGGUACCCAAUGGAAAUAUCCACCCAAGAUGUAGCAUUCCCGAAGCUGGCCACCAUCCACCUGCACGACCUGCCAGUGCUGCAGCAGAUAUGCGAGGUCAAGAUGGUGGCACCAAAUCUCAAGACCAUCAAGAUCAGAGGAUGUUGGGCCCUGCGCCGGCUUCCGGUGGUGGGGACCCGUAGCGGAGACAUGAAGAAGCCAACCGCCGAGAUCGAGAAAGACGUCUGGGACGCGCUUGAGUGGGACGGGGAGGUGUGCCCCGACCACUUCGAGGCGCCGCUGCACUCACGCUACUACAAGAAGAAACUGCCCAGGGUCUCCGUGCUCAGGUGAUCCUUGCGCUGCGCUUCACCGAUGUGGUUCUUCCAUCCUUAAUGGGAGACCAGAUGGACGCCCGAUCCUGC